Molecule: messenger RNA, 210 nt
Organism: Anthostomella pinea
Lineage: Eukaryota; Fungi; Ascomycota; Sordariomycetes; Xylariales; Xylariaceae
Source: the annotation of a GenBank genome assembly
AUGCAGAUCAAGCACCUUUUCGCCGUCGCUCUGACACUGGCCCUCACCUCCGGUAACCCGGGGGAUUGCACCAAGGACAGCAACGUAGGCGCAGACUGCGUCUUUGGAAGCCUCGACGACUUCGAAGGCAACUGUGAUAGAUUUGGCGAGUGCAUCCCGAGAGAGGAGAAAUGCACAGUCGAUGACGGAGAUUGCUUCAUUGCGGUAUGA